Messenger RNA from Trichoderma atroviride IMI 206040, 1713 nucleotides. RefSeq lists its product as uncharacterized. Gene Ontology annotation, molecular function: CoA-ligase activity. NCBI's taxonomy places the organism in Eukaryota, Fungi, Ascomycota, Sordariomycetes, Hypocreales, Hypocreaceae. The record is from RefSeq and is a predicted model, not a curated record.
AUGCCAUUCACAACUCCCUCAUACAUUCCCAAGCUUCCUUUCGAUCCCCCGGACUCUGUUCCAAUCCAUGAAUUUCUGUUCAGUGGUGGAGACGAGUAUGGGCGUUACCCAAUCGUGGAUUCUUUACCGCCAUUUACUUGUGGCAUCACUGGAAAAUCUCACUCUGCCGCUAAUGUCAAGGACCGUAUAGAAUGGCUUUCGGCUGCUCUCGCAUCAGAAUUGGGCUUUGAUGUCAAUAAUGGGAGCGAGUUUGACAAAGUCAUAGGACUGUUUAGCUUCAAUACAAUCGAUACUAUGCUCGUCUCAUGGGCAGCACAUCGAUUCUCGGGAAUUUCAUCACCGAUCAGCCCCUCAUAUUCGACAGCCGAGCUCACGAGACAACUCAAAGCGGUCAAAUGCAAAGCACUUUUCACAUGUGCUACACUAUUUCCCACAGCCCUCGAGGCGGCUCUCGCGGCGGGCAUUCCCAAGGCUCAUGUAUACUUGCUGGAGAUCCCCGAGAAAGCGCUGAAAGGCGCCAAUGUGCCAUCGGAUAUCAAGGUCAAGGUGCCCGUCAGGCGGCCUUCUUAUGCUCUUCCAGUGGAACAUCUGGGCUGCCAAAAUAUUAUCGCAGAUACGCUGCAACUCAGUAUAUACGAAUCAAACUACAAAAGUGGAAAGCCAGAGUCUUUACUUGCUGUACUCCCCAUGAGCCACAGUUACGCCCUGAUUGUUACAGGGCAUGCUGGAGUGUAUAGGGGCUACAAUGCAGUUGUGUUGCCAGGGUUUGACCUCAUUGAUGUGCUCGAAGCAGUACAGAAGCAGCACAUAGAAACGCUUUGGAUGGUUCCCCCGAUGGUCGUGGCCUUGAUUAAGAACUCAGAGAUUACUGAGAAAUACAAUCUCAAACACGUCAAAAGUACUAUAGUUGGCGCAUCAAAUCUCACAAAGGAGGUCAAUGAACAGUUUACUCACCUUUUCCCUAACUGCCAACUUAUCCAGGGGUAUGGCCUCACCGAAACUUCAGUAGUAGUUUCCAUGCAAAACAGAGCAGAUAUCAUGUUUGGCUCUUGUGGCCACUUUAUUCCAGGCUACGAGGGCCGACUGGUGGAUCGAGAUGGCGAGGAAGUGACGGAGCUAGACACGCCUGGAGAGCUUCUUUUGCGAUCGCCAACAAUAAUGCUGGGAUAUCUCGAUAAUGAAAAAGAGACAAAAGAAGCAUUUACGAGUGACAAGUGGCUACGAACCGGUGACUUGAUGGAAAUCCGUAAAAGCAACGAUGGUCAUGAACAUCUUUUCAUCGUCGAUCGAGUCAAAGAGCUCAUCAAAGUUAGGGGUAUGCAAGUUUCUCCGACCGAGAUCGAAGCUCUUCUUUCUAGUCAUCCGUGUGUCGCAGAUGUCUGUGUCGUUCCACUUCCUCACGACAUCGCUGGCGAACUGCCACUCGCGUUUAUCGUGCGGACACCAGCCGGCAAAGAAGAGGACGAGCGCGCACUGAAACAGAAGCUCCACGAAUUUGUUAAUGCAGAGCUGGCAGACUACAAGCACCUAGCUGGAGGUAUCGAAUUCCUUGAUCUGCUACCCAAGUCUGCGAGCGGAAAGACCAAGAGGGGAGAGAUGAAGGAAAGAGCUAGAAAGAUGGCUGAUUUGAGCAAGGCGAAGAACACACCCAGAGUGCUACAAGUCUAUGUAUAUGAGACGUCUUCUGACGAUGAUAGUGAUGAUGACGAGUGA